Molecule: messenger RNA, 1998 nt
Organism: Acaromyces ingoldii
Lineage: Eukaryota; Fungi; Basidiomycota; Exobasidiomycetes; Exobasidiales; Cryptobasidiaceae
Exons: 3
Coding region: 127-1998 (623 amino acids)
Source: RefSeq, a predicted model, not a curated record
ACCACCACUCAUCAUAAUCACCAUCCCCCCCUCGACCGAUUCGCCUUGCUCCGUUCUCCUCUAACGCUCCCCUCCCCCCCUUCACCCCCCACCGCCCAUCGGCAACCACACUCGUUUACAUAAGUUAUGAAGUUCACGCCCAACCGCCGCACGCGGGCGGCCCUCGCGGCAGCAGCAGCAGUCGGCGGCAUCGAAUACGCGGCUGCAGAGAGUUCCCUCGACAAGAGAGGUAUGGCUAGGAUCCGACGACACCACCAGCGGGAUGCCAUCGACGCACAGAAGAAGAGAGACCUCAUUGGAGGUCUUGGAACGGCCGUGACGGGUGUUGGACAGGCGCUUGGAUUGAACCAGGGCCCGCAAUCUGACAUCAUCGGUCUCGUCGAGAAGAGGGAACCGCUCGGGGGAUUGCUCGGCGGGCUGCUGGGAGGCAGCAGCAGCCAACCAGCUCAAGCGGCGCCUGCGUCAAGCGCUGCACCCGUCCAAUCAGCGCCCGCCAACAAUGGAGGAGGAAACAGCGCCGCUGCACCAGCCCAGAACACCCCGGCACCCGCAGCUGGCGGCAGCGCAGCGCCCGUCACCAAUGGUGAUGGGACGGCUGCUGCUGCUGCUGCUGCUCCUGUCGCAGCGGGAACGACUGGCGGUGACACUUCGGUUGUUGGGUCUCCCGCUCCUGUUAUUAUGCCGGACGGUACCACGUCGACGCCUGCUGCCAUCGUGCCGGGGAUCGUCGUCAGCACACCGGCGGCCUCGUCAGCCGCUGUAGGCAUCAUUCAGAUCAGCGAUGCCAUCUCCUCGACCGCUAGCUCGUCUGGCAACUCAACGGCUACAGGCAGCUCCUCUUCUGUCGGCCCAACCGGCACCAGUGGCUUGCCUUUUCUUGGCGGUGGAUCCGUUCCGCUCGCGACGAACGGUCUCAACAGCAGCGACCGUACUGCAAACUCUGACGGGGACGGCUCUUCUUCGAACACUACCAAGAUCGUCGUGCCCAUCGUCGUCGUCGUGGCUGCCCUGGCCCUCGUGGCCUUCAUCGUCAUGUUCAUGCGCAGGCGAAGACGGAUGAAUGACCAGCGCAUGCAGCCCAUGGACUACUCUAUCCCGGAGACUGUCGGCCUCAACACGGGUGCAGCUACUUCGUCGGGCUUCCCCGCCGUGGGCGGAGGCGCAGCAUUGGCAGGCGCCGUGAUGCGCUCGUCGUCGUCGCAGCGCAGGGCCGAGAAGGGCAGGAGCGGCGAAUCGUGGGUGGCUGGAAGGCCAAUGAGCCCCGCUGCCGACGAGGAUGGUUACUCGUACGACGAGAGCCACGCACAGCAGCAACUGAGCGAGCACUCACACCACAACGUUGAAGCCGGUGCGGCCGACAUGUACACGCCUUACCCUGCCGACGCGGCCAUCACCACGCCUCCGGCACUCCAGCCUGGUCAUCCCGGUUACGGUGCUGCUGGUGCGGGCAUGUACCUCUCAGGUGCCUCCGCCGAGGGGCACGGUAGUGCCGAUCAACCACAGCAGACGCGCAGGCAGAGCGCCCACGGCUCCGAGGACGGCGGCGCCGGAGGCGCGCACUACGCCACCGCAUCGGAAGAGUCCUACAGCUACCACGGCUCAGCCCAGCUGGACCACAUGGACAACCAACAAACGUACGACGGAUCGGCAAACUAUGGCUACUCGAACAAGGCAACGAAGGGCCUGGACCAGGCUGGUGCGCCGGGCAUCUCGCCAUACAAUGACUUGCACAGGCCGCAGUCUACGUCGGCUAACACGGCCUACGGUGGCUACGCAGCCACGGAUGUUGGCGGAGACGAGCAGGAGCAACAGAGGAAGAGGCAGAGCGCAGGAGUCCGCUCCGAGCACUCUGCUGCCCCCUCCGUCGUUGGUAACCAGUAUGAUGGAGCCGACGUCGGCGAGGACCCCUUUACCUACGUCGUUGCCGACCAGUCGGCCCCGCACAGCAACUCGGUCAUGCAGAACGCCCACCUGAACAGCAGCCGAUGGUCCGGUUGA